GGCCGGGAGGCCCCGCCCCCCGCCCACGAGGAAGUGGCUGCUGCGCCGCUAGGGGCCCAGAGCCGGUUCGGCGCGUCGACUGCCCAGAGUCCGCGGCCGGGACGCCCCGAGGCCAGGAGCUGAGCGGCCAUGGCUUACCACAGCUUCCUCGUGGAGCCCAUCAGCUGCCACGCCUGGAACAAGGACCGCACCCAAAUUGCCAUCUGCCCCAACAACCACGAGGUGCACAUCUAUGAGAAGAGUGGGGCCAAGUGGGUCAAGGUACAUGAGCUCAAGGAGCACAAUGGGCAGGUGACAGGCAUCGAUUGGGCCCCCGAGAGUAACCGGAUUGUGACCUGCGGCACAGACCGCAACGCCUAUGUGUGGACGUUGAAGGGCCGCACGUGGAAGCCCACGCUGGUCAUUCUGCGGAUCAACCGAGCUGCCCGCUGUGUGCGCUGGGCCCCCAACGAGAACAAGUUUGCUGUGGGUAGUGGCUCCCGUGUCAUCUCCAUCUGCUAUUUUGAGCAGGAAAAUGACUGGUGGGUGUGCAAGCACAUCAAGAAGCCCAUCCGCUCCACGGUCCUCAGCCUGGACUGGCACCCCAACAAUGUGCUCCUGGCUGCGGGCUCCUGCGACUUCAAGUGCCGGAUCUUCUCAGCCUACAUCAAGGAGGUGGAGGAGCGGCCAGCACCCACCCCUUGGGGCUCCAAAAUGCCGUUUGGGGAGCUCAUGUUUGAGUCCACCAGUAGCUGUGGCUGGGUGCAUGGCGUCUGCUUCUCGGCCAGUGGCAGCCGUGUGGCCUGGGUCAGCCAUGACAGCACCGUGUGCCUGGCUGAUGCCGACAAGAAAAUGGCCGUCGCAACUCUGGCCUCUGAAACAUUGCCGCUGUUGGCCCUGACCUUCAUCACUGAGAACAGUCUGGUAGCAGCGGGCCACGACUGUUUCCCAGUGCUGUUUACCUACGAUAGCGCCACAGGGACGCUGAGCUUCGGCGGGCGGCUGGACGUGCCCAAGCAAAGCUCGCAGCGUGGCCUGACGGCUCGCGAGCGCUUCCAGAACCUGGACAAGAAGGCGAGCUCGGAGGGUGGUGCGGCUGCUGGCUCAGGCCUGGACUCACUGCACAAGAACAGUGUGAGCCAGAUCUCGGUGCUCACCGGGGGAAAGGCCAAGUGCUCCCAGUUCUGCACCACAGGCAUGGACGGUGGCAUGAGCAUCUGGGACGUGAAGAGCCUGGAAUCAGCUUUGAAGGACCUCAAGAUCAAAUGACCUGUGAGGAAUAUGUUGCCCUCAUCUCAGCUGCUAGGGGAGGGGGUCAGGGAGGCUAAGGGUUGCUUUGCUAAGUGUUUCUAGGGUACCAGUUUGGGUCCUCAUGGGGACUGUGCUCCAUCCAGCAGUGGGGGGUGGGGGAGCUUUUCUUACCUAUUCGAGGAACAUAUGCCUUUUUCUUAAAGAAAUGCUUCCAUCUAUUGUUAAAAAACAAAUGUUCCCAAAGCACUGUGCUGGUCAUGAACUGCUUCAGAAACAUGGAGGGAAUAAAAAAUUAAUCAUACACCUGG
Molecule: messenger RNA, 1538 nt
Organism: Hyaena hyaena (striped hyena)
Lineage: Eukaryota; Metazoa; Chordata; Mammalia; Carnivora; Hyaenidae
Gene: ARPC1B
Product: actin related protein 2/3 complex subunit 1B
Exons: 10
Coding region: 130-1248 (372 amino acids)
Biological process (GO): Arp2/3 complex-mediated actin nucleation
Cellular component (GO): Arp2/3 protein complex; actin cytoskeleton
Molecular function (GO): actin filament binding
Source: RefSeq, a predicted model, not a curated record